ACCGUUUGCAAAAUGUACACUCAAAUACAGUAGAACUUGAACCCAAAAUGACAAUCCAACUUCUGACAUAACUAUUUAACUGCAACCACUUCAGUUUGUUGCUGGAAAACCAGGGCAUUUCGCUACAAACCAUUUCAGUUUGUUGCUGGAAAACCAUGGCAUUUCGCUAGAAACCAUUUCAGUUUGUUUCUGGAAAACCAUGGCAUUUCGCUACAAACCAUUUCAGUUUGUUUCUGGAAAACCAGGGCAUUUCGCUACAAACCAUUUCAGUUUGUUGCUGGAAAACCAGUUUAUUUCACUACAAACCAUUUCAGUUAGUUGCUGGAAAACCAGGGCAUUUCACUACAUACCAUUUCAGUUUGUUGCUGGAAAACCAGUUUAUUUCACUACAAACCAUUUCAGUUUGUUGCUGGAAAACCAGGUUAUUUCACUACAAACCAUUUCAGUUUAUUGCUGGAAAACCAGGGCAUUUCACUACAAUCCAUUUCAGUUUGUUGCUGGAAAAUCAGGGCAUUUCACUAUAAACCAUUUCAGUUUGUUGCUGGAAAACCAGGACAUUUCACUACAAACCAUUUCAGUUUGUUGCUGGAAAACCAGGUUAUUUCACUACAAUCCAUUUCAGUUUGUUGCUGGAAAAUCAGGGCAUUUCACUACAAACCAUUUCAGUUUGUUUGCUGGAAAACCAGGACAUUUCACUACAAACCAUUUCAGUUUCUUUCUGGAAAACAAGGGCAUUUCACUACAACCCCUUCAGUUUGUCUCUGAAGAGCCAGAUCAUGGAUACUCUUCUAGAACUCUUAAUGCCACUGUGCUGUUGUACUUGUUAAGAGCACUUUUAGGUUCUACAAUCUAAAAACAUUUUAUAGUUGGACAUUUAAUUUAGUCCUUCCCUUAUUGCACACUGCAUGGCAUUGAUUAUCUUCCA
This is a messenger RNA of Lottia gigantea (owl limpet), 925 nucleotides long. Lineage: Eukaryota; Metazoa; Mollusca; Gastropoda; Lottiidae. The record is from the annotation of a RefSeq genome assembly.